AUGAAGGUCAAACGGGAAGCUGGUGAGAAGAUGACGGAAGCCAAGAAAAAGAAGGUUAAAGACUCGAUAGGAGCAAGAGUCAAGAGAAUGAAGAAGAAAGGAGGCAAGAGCGCCUCCUCCGGACCUCACUUUUCCUCGCUCUUGAAGAGUCAGGACGUCGUCAAUCUUGCUGUUCAAGCUCACGGCAAGAGCCACCUAGCUAGAGCUUGUACUGAAGACGAAACCCCCGAGACCGUUCCGGGGGAAGUUGAGGAUCCUAUCAAGUUGUCUGGUAAACUCACCAGAGCUCUUCACAGGAAGCUGCAGCACAGCCCUAAUAAUUGGGGAGCUUAUACUACUUUGAGAGUUGGUUCAGCUAGAUUACCUGAUCGAUACAAAGCGUCCUUCCCUGACUCAGUGGCGGUUGCUGGUUUAGAAGUUUCUGAGGGUGAUUCAGUUUUCGAAGUUCCAUCCGGAGCAAGUACUUCCGAGAAGACUCAAUCACAGAAGAUGCCUAUUCAGCCUUCCUUCCGUUCCAGGGGUAGAUCGACCAAGGCUGCCAGCUCCUCUAGAGGAAGUGACAAGAACCAAGGGGGAUCCUUCCUUGACUCUGUGAAGGAGGAUCUUGACGAAGGAGGCUCUGCUCCUGCUAAAGGUGUUGGCUCUUCGGAGCCUAAAGUUCAGGAAGUUAGCCUUCCCUCCGAGGUCCCGAUGACUGAAGUUAAUCCUCAAAUGGCGAGGGAUCCUCCAGAAUUUGAGCCCCCGAGGAACAAGAGGUCCCGAACUGACCAGGUUGACAGACCUUCGAGGUCUUCCUCCUCCUCCUCUAGAGGAGGAACCGUUGGCUGGAACUUUGCUCAUUCGAAGCCUGGAUCGGUUUUGGAUGAUUCGUGGGGUUUGGCUACUCUGAUGAGGCAUAUGAAGAGUACCGGGUGUUCCCUCCCCUCGAUCUCCAAUCUCACGCACAAGGAUGAGUAUGUUGAUAUUGCCCAUCACAUGGGUCAGCUGGCUGGCGCUAUUAACAAGGCUCAGUUCAAGUUUGAGGACGCCGUACACAAUGCCCCCAGUGCUGAGGAAUUACUCAGGUCACUGAACUGCCAGUUGAUUGACCUCCAGGUAAAGAAUAGGAAAAUUGGGGAUUUGGAUGCUGCUCGGAAGAUAGCCGAGUAUCAAGUCAAGGAGCUGAUUGCUUCAACCCAGAGCAGCCAGAAGAACAAGGAAGCUGAGGUCAGGCUAGCCGUCCGGAGGGGAAAGAAGGAGGUAGCUGAUGCCUACAACAAAGUUCUGGUUGUUGUCAAGGAGAAGUUCUCCAAGAAGAAGGACGAAGUCGAUCUCCUGGUUCAUGCUCAAGAGAUUCAAGCCAACACCGAGCUCCUGAAAGACAUGCUGGAUGGCGAGAUUAAGAGUACUCAAGACGAGUAUGAUCGCUUGGUGGCCAUGAUGCUGGAGGCUGUUGCGGCAUACGAGAAGGCUCAGGUCUCGGAUUUCUCGAUCGGCAAGCUCCCUCUUCCCCAACUCUCUGAGAGCUCAGCCCCAGUCGAAGCCGCCCCUGGAGGUAGCGACAAGGAGAUGGAGGAGGAGGUUCCUGAGGAGGAAGAUCCGGCUGGUAAGGGAGCUGAGAAGAGCUCAGAUGACAAGGAAGUUUAAGAGCUGAGGCUCUUUCAUGUGUUUCUAGGAUUUCCGCCCAAUGGGCUUUGAUUUCUUUUGUUUUUAGACUUAUGGCCUGAGGAGGCUUUUAAACCUUUAUCUGUUCGUACUUUGAAUCUUUGUUAG
This is a messenger RNA of Raphanus sativus (radish), 1752 nucleotides long. RefSeq lists its product as uncharacterized. The coding region runs from base 1 to 1626 and encodes 541 amino acids. The transcript is spliced from 6 exons. Lineage: Eukaryota; Viridiplantae; Streptophyta; Magnoliopsida; Brassicales; Brassicaceae. The record is from RefSeq and is a predicted model, not a curated record.